AUGGGAUCAGCGUUAUAAGACCUCUCCCGUCCCUCUCGUUUUCUCAUCGUUCUCACUUUCUCCAUAUACCAAUCAACCAUCCACCAAACAACACACAUUCGUUCUUCCCCUCCCAAGAAACAACUGUCACAAUGGCCACUUACGAGAACACCCAGCAACAGCAAGUUGCCCAGCCUCAAUACGCACCUGCCCCGCAACAGCAGGUUGUGCAGCAGCCAUAUGCAUCCCAGCCUGCCCCCGUUGCCGGUCCCCCAGCUGGAAACGACGAUGUCGCGCACUGGACUAACCGCAUCACCGCCGCACUGAACAAGCCCGAGACCAUCACCGGCCCCGUCCCUGCGUCGCAUCAGCCAUGGCACAACCGCUUCCUCGAGUUCUUCCAGCCUAUUGAUCUCUGCCUGAUCACCUGCUGCUGCCCCUGCGUCACCUUCGGCAAGACCCACCAUCGCCUCCACCACGAUGCAAACCUCAAGGACUACAGCCCCGUCAACGCCUCCUGCCUCGGGUGGUGGGCGAGCGGAUGCUGCGCCGCUACCGCGGUGGGUAUCGUGCUCCAGCGCCGCACGAUCAUGGAUCGCUUCGGUCUUACUGGUGAUUUCCCCGUUAACUGCCUGAGGGGUUGCUUCUGCGGAUGCUGCGAUCUUAUCCAGCAGGAGAAGGAAGUCGAGUACCGCCUCCUCCAACAGGGUGGCGUUACGGAGCAGCCGACUGCCAACCACGAGAUGAAGGUUCCGGGUGGGCAACAGUACUAG
Molecule: messenger RNA, 752 nt
Organism: Pseudogymnoascus verrucosus
Lineage: Eukaryota; Fungi; Ascomycota; Leotiomycetes; Thelebolales; Thelebolaceae
Exons: 3
Coding region: 132-752 (206 amino acids)
Source: RefSeq, a predicted model, not a curated record